Messenger RNA from Nicrophorus vespilloides, 535 nucleotides. RefSeq names its product carbonic anhydrase-related protein 10-like. Gene Ontology annotation, molecular function: carbonate dehydratase activity; zinc ion binding. The record is from RefSeq and is a predicted model, not a curated record. Lineage: Eukaryota; Metazoa; Arthropoda; Insecta; Coleoptera; Silphidae.
GCGCAGCAACGCCAAUAAAACAUCUGUCCUUGCGGAGUCUGCUGCCAGAUACAGAGCAUUUUAUGACUUACGAGGGAUCCACGACCCAUCCUGGAUGCUGGGAGACGACCGUCUGGAUCAUCCUCAACAAGCCCAUUUACAUCACCAAACACGAGCUGUACGCUUUGCGCAAAUUGAUGCAAGGAACGGAGGACGCCCCGAAGGCCCCGCUGGGCAACAACGCGCGGCCCAUACAGCCGUUGCAUCACCGCACGAUCCGCACAAACAUCAAUUUCCAAAACCAACCAACCAAGAAUAGCAACUGUCCAAGUAUGUACAAGGAGAUGUAUUACAAAGCUAAUAAAUGGAGUCCCGAUGUCAAGGACCAUCCGUUCCUCGCCCUGCAGCAUUCGCUCCAUUGAAGCAGGAACCAUCCGCACUUCAGCAGGACGAGGAGGAGUAGAAGUAGAAGAAGGAGAGGAGACAAAGCUCGCCACUCAUAACUUAAUAGUCAAUAAAGAAGUUUCGUCGCGCGAACCCGGAGCAUCCCCCACCC